AUGGCGGCCCCACAACCUCCAAUUGAACGUGCUUACGGCGUCACCAUCAUCAAAAACAACAUCCCCAUCCUCUUGGAUAUUGAUGAUGGCAAUUAUGACGCAUGGAGAGAGCUGUUCUUAAUCCAUUGCCAAAGCUUCGAUGUCGCUGGACAUCUUGAUGGAACGCUCUUACCAGACAAUGCCGACGACCAACCUUGGAAGAAACGUGAUGGCUUGGUCAAACUUUGGCUGUACGGAACUCUCUCCAAAGAUCUCUUCAAAAGCACUUUCAAGGCGGGCGGUACUUCUCGAGAAGUUUGGAUCAGACUUGAGAACUUCUUCCGCAACAACAAAGAAGCUCGUGCGAUCCAACUUGAUCACAAGCUUCGCAAUUAG
Molecule: messenger RNA, 375 nt
Organism: Brassica oleracea var. oleracea
Lineage: Eukaryota; Viridiplantae; Streptophyta; Magnoliopsida; Brassicales; Brassicaceae
Exons: 1
Coding region: 1-375 (124 amino acids)
Source: RefSeq, a predicted model, not a curated record